Molecule: messenger RNA, 1474 nt
Organism: Hipposideros armiger (great roundleaf bat)
Lineage: Eukaryota; Metazoa; Chordata; Mammalia; Chiroptera; Hipposideridae
Gene: TRIP13
Product: thyroid hormone receptor interactor 13
Exons: 8
Biological process (GO): meiotic recombination checkpoint signaling; reciprocal meiotic recombination
Cellular component (GO): nucleus; chromosome
Molecular function (GO): ATP hydrolysis activity; ATP binding
Source: RefSeq, a predicted model, not a curated record
UUUGCUGCAGGUCCUCCAGGAACUGGCAAAACAUCCCUGUGUCGAGCGCUGGCCCAGAAACUGACCAUCCGACUUUCGAGCAGGUACCGGUACGGCCAGUUAAUUGAGAUAAACAGCCACAGCCUCUUUUCUAAGUGGUUUUCAGAAAGCGGCAAGCUGGUGACUAAGAUGUUCCAGAAGAUCCAGGACCUGAUAGACGACAAGGACGCGCUGGUGUUUGUGCUGAUUGACGAGGUGGAGAGCCUCACAGCGGCCCGCAACGCCUGCAGGGCGGGCACUGAGCCUUCAGACGCCAUCCGCGUGGUCAAUGCCGUCUUGACCCAGAUCGAUCAAAUUAAAAGGCAUUCUGAUGUUCCUGUGUCCUGUCCCAGCGGUGCCUGGGAAGUGAUCCCCGUUGGCGUUUCUGUGAGAUGUGAUGUGCUGUGUUCACUCGCUGAGUGCUGUCCUGUUGCUGACGUGUGCGUUCCGCCCUGUCCCCAGUGUCAGAUCAUAUACCCGCGCCAGCAGCUGCUGAGCCUCCGUGAGCUGGAGAUGAUUGGCUUCAUUGAAAACAACGUGUCCAAGUUGAGCCUCCUUUUGAGUGAAAUUUCAAGGAGGAGUGAGGGCCUCAGCGGCCGCGUCCUAAGAAAACUCCCCUUUCUGGCUCACGCGCUGUACAUCCAGGCCCCCACCGUCACCCUCGAGGGCUUCCUGCAGGCCCUGUCUCUGGCCGUGGACAAGCAGUUUGAAGACAGGAAGGAGCUUUCCUCUUGUGCUUGAUCUGGGCGCCUCUGCUGCGGUUUUCAAAUGGUGGACACGCAGGUCGCUGCCCUGGAAACCUCCGUCCAACGUGGCUGGGCCUGCAGAGCCCAGCGUGAUUGAAGGCCGUGUGCUGUACUUACACCCGUUCAAUGCACGUUGAAGACAGGCGGCCUGUCAUUUUCACUGUCUGAAAGGGUGGUAGUUCAGGUUCUGUUGUCUGCCUGUAAAGGACUAUGUAGAUGUGUUCAUUUCAUCCUCCCUCCGGUCAGUCAGACACAAAAUUUGUUUAAUAAAGAUGAUUGCUGUGGGUUAGGGAAACAAGGUUGUGAUCAUAGCAUUAAAAAUGUACACACCCCUCAGGGUAGGAGGCAGCAUUGUUACCUGAAUGAGCUUGUUUUAUUUAGUGCACAUUUCCGAGACUACUUCUUGAAUAAGGAAAACCUAUUCCUACGUUCUAGAAACCGAGAAAAAAAUUCUAAGUACAGUGUUCUUCACAAUGGUCAGACAUGGUCCUCUGUGGGCAAGGUGCAGCCCUCAGCGUUCAGCUGAAACGCGUGUCAAAUGCCCCUCGUAACCAGCGUUAUCACGGCUCAAAUGAAGAUUCAUGUUCACAGAUGUGAAAUAAAUUGGCCAAUAGUUGGUAUAGUCCACAGAAUAUUAUGUUUGUUUUUAUCUCAUGCUAAAAUAAAUUUCAUAUUAUUUCAUAAUAAAUAAUUAAAAGAAAAAAAAUAAA